GUUUUUGUCGCAUGACCAAAUCAACGAGUUUAAGGAGUGCUUCUCGCUGUAUGACAAGAAGCGCAAAGGCAGGAUUGAGGCCAGAGACCUGCUGACUGUCAUGCGUAGCCUGGGAACCAGCCCCACACAUAGCGAGGUCACUCGCCACCUGCACAUCCACAAAAUAGAGCGUAAUGGGGAGCUGGACUUCUCUACCUUCCUGACCAUCAUGCACCGGCAGCAGGAGCAGGAGCAGCCCAACGACGAGAUCCUAUUGGCCAUGAGGAUGAUUGACACCCAGAGGCGGGGCUACAUCUCUGCAGCGGACCUGCGUGCCAGACUUACCACCCUCGGAGAGAAACUCACUAAUGAAGAAGUGGAUGAGCUGUUCAAGAGUGCCGGCGUGUCCUCCGAUGGCUUCAUCCACUAUGAGGAGUUUGCCAAAGCCAUGGCCUCUCCCACCAACUCCACCUCCAAUCCCCGGACCAACUCCUCCACCAGCUCCAUGGCCAACCCCAGAGCGUACGCCUCCACAAAGUCCGCCUCGAACCUCAGGACCAACUCCUCCACCAACUCCACCUAUGACCCCAAAAUCUCUUCCUACUCCACAUAUGACCGCAGAGCUAAUAAGGCCUCACCCUCCGGCCGGCGCUGAGGGAUGCAAUUCCCCAUAGCAAAAAGCCUCCACCCAGUCCGCCACACAAGCCAAGAACCAACUAAACACCUCCUCCAACUCGACCUAUGACCCCAGGAUGAAUGCCUCUACCUACUGCACAUAUACGCAUAACCGGCCGUCCGGGUACUUCGUUCGUGAAUGAACGGUUCCGCAAACGCAGUUCAUUCAGCCACGGCUGUUUGGCUAUUUGAACAGCCGACAACACAACAGGUCUUUGGUAUGCUGAAAGUGAACAACUCUAGUCUACAGAUCUUUGUCUUUCGCGUCUUCUUCCUCAACACCAACAGAGCCUUGCCUUGAACUUGUUGUCCAUCAAUGUUAUCCCCCAAAAAGGGGCGGAACACACAUGGCACUCGUCACGCUGGUUAUGGGCAGAGCCAUACAGAGGGGAGAGUUGCGCGAUUGGAGGACCAGGAAUUAAAUUGCAGCCCCGCCUUUCAACGAGAUCGAGGUCGUGCCUAAAGCGGCUGUCUUUCCAUAGACUCAACAUAAAACCACCACAUUAAAAGCCAAAAAUAAGGACUAACGAACUAUACUGCGGGGUAAUCACCACAAAUAUGUAAACUAUCAACUGUCUCGGUAAUGAUAAUCACAACAGUUUUACCAUCUGUGAUGUUUAUCUGAAGUUAUUACUACGAACAGCAAGUCUUGUCAUAUUCCCUGCAUUGCAUCGCAUUGCAUUUGCUGUGUGCUACGCCCACUUCUAGGCACUAACAUUCGCAACGCUUAAGCAGUUCUGAGACACUAAAUAGCUAAUUUUGCUAAUGCGGAAGUCGGCCCUAGGACACAGUAUAGAUUGCCCGACUCUCCCCUCUGUAUGGCUCUGGUUAUGGGGCACCUAAGUCACGCCCUCUACUUCCUGGUUCAUGGGGCAAUAAGUUGCAAAGAAUUGAAUGGAAGUGAACGAGGCGAGUCGUCGUGGAUUUGUGGUGCUUAGGUGGAGGUCCAAGGUUUGGAUUGGUGUCGAAAAACCACUCAUUUCAAGCCCAGUAAUUAUUUUUUGACUCUCCAUGCCCCAUGAACCAGGAAGUAGAGGGUGUGACUUAGGUGCCCCAUACAUAUGGCAGUGAUGGUACCAUCACUGGCGAAGGUCUUACCCUCUGGCAGACGCCGAUGGAGGAUGAUGCCUCUCUGGUGCACACUAAAUUUCGCUGUGUUAAUUCAACACUCAGACAGUGGGACUAAACACACUCUGUUUUAAGGGAUGAAGGAGCAGAGGCACCCAGAAUGCUUCUGCUUUUUCCUCCAUUUUUGGACUUACACUUCACCCGGUACAGAUGAGCACCUGAGUAACAUUGGCUGCACAGUCUCCUGAUCGCUUUAAGCCCUUUUGUGUACACUCUGUGUUAAAUUCAACUCUUUAAGUGUGUUAGAUGAGUGUUGUUCCAAGAGUGCUGUUUCUAGACACUACGAAAUACAUUGGUACACACUGAAGAGGACUUUGUGUCUAUAUGGGUCUGUGUAACCUUGACCGAGUGCAUUACUCUUUUUUAGUAAAGACAAUAAGCCAGAAAGGGCUAUCUUUUCUACUCGUCUCCCUACCUGUCUCCCCAAGAACAAGACAAGGUCACCCUUGGUCACCAGGGACCACGCCCAGCUGCCCCAAGAUGCACACAACAAUAAUCCACACAUACCCAGAGCUCGGAACAGUGGUGAAACGUCAGUUAGAGGCGAUUGGUAGAAUUUAAAAUAUAAAUGCAUUUCGUUUACUAGACAAGGUAGGCCCAGUGUUCAAGAACGUUUUUCAUGAGUUAGAAGUGGGGGGAAUGCUUUCUUCUGUGUGUGUGUGUGUGAGUGUGGGUGUGGUUGUGGGUGGGUGGGUGUGCUUAAGUGUAUGUGUGCAUACUCUGUACACUGUAAGUGAGCUGAUAGAAUGAAGAUCAAAUGAAAUAUAAUUUAAUAUAA
Engraulis encrasicolus (European anchovy) is the source of this 2560-nucleotide messenger RNA. RefSeq names its product calmodulin-like protein 4. NCBI's taxonomy places the organism in Eukaryota, Metazoa, Chordata, Actinopteri, Clupeiformes, Engraulidae. Bases 101 to 634 code for a protein of 177 amino acids. The transcript has 4 exons. Gene Ontology annotation, molecular function: calcium ion binding. The record is from RefSeq and is a predicted model, not a curated record. Gene Ontology annotation, cellular component: myosin II complex.